GGAGGAGGAGGAGGAGGAGGAGGAGGAGGAGGAGGUGGAGGAGGAGGUAGCGAGCAGACCGUCCCUCAGACGAGUCCUGCUAGCAGCACGAGUAGCUCGAGCCAGGUGAAUCAGGUGAGCCAGCAGGUGAGCCAACAAACUCACCAGCAGUCUCGCCAACAACAACAACAACAACAACAACAGCAACAGGCAACGCCGACACCACCGAUACCAUUAACAACCACCGUAUCGUCAACCGCGUUACUAUUAUUAUCUACAAGAGCAUCACCGGCAUCGCCAAUAACGACAAUAAUAGCAGCGACCACGACAACGUCGGCGACGACAACGACAACGACAACGACAACAGCAGCACCAGCAACAGGAGCAACAACAGCGGCAGCGGCAGUAGCAGCAGCGGCAGCGGCGGCUGCGGCGGCAGCAGCAGCAGCAGCAGCAGCUACGACGACGACUCCUCAAUCCACGCAGAUGGGAAUCUCAACGGAAGAGGUUAGGCCCGAGGAAGAGGGCAGCCACCCGAGGGCAGCUCCAACGAGCCCUGAAAGCGAGGCCGAGGUCGACGACUUUGCACCUAAGAGGAAGCAACGACGUUACAGGACGACCUUCACUAGCUUCCAGUUGGAAGAACUCGAGAAGGCAUUCUCGAGGACUCAUUAUCCUGACGUUUUCACCAGAGAAGAACUCGCUAUGAAGAUCGGCCUGACAGAAGCAAGGAUACAGGUUUGGUUUCAAAAUCGUCGAGCAAAAUGGCGAAAACAGGAAAAAGUUGGUCCACAAGCACAUCCGUAUAAUCCUUAUCUUGGAUCGGGAGCACCCCCGCCGUCCGCUGUCGUGGCACCAACAUUACCGAAUCCGUUUGCCCAUUUGGGUAGUUUCGCUCUUCGUAAACCAUUUGAUGCUUUUCGUUAUCCACCUUUGGGCCAUGGACCUGUCCUUCCUGGAGCAUAUACUACUCAUCCUUAUCAUCGAGCUCCACCUCCAUUGUUACCACCGGGCAUGCCAUUACCAUACACGUCUGCGGCAUCGUUUCAAAGCCUAUUGGCAAAUAUAUCUGCCGCACAAAGGCCUAAACUCGUUCGGGGCUCUACACCACCACCACCGGCACCACCACCACCUCAACCAGCACCGCCGAUAACUAUGUCUCAUCCAUCGGUGGUUCCUCAAGCACCGCCUACAGCUAGCUCGCCACAAAGUUCACCGACUGGUAGCGUUGGUUUACCGGACAUCGACAGGAGAACCAACAGCAUUGCGUCUCUAAGAUUGAAAGCACGAGAAUACGAGCUCCAUCUUGAAAUGCUCAGGAAAAAUGGUGAUCUCAUUAGCUGAAGAUGGUGCCUCUACAAUAUUUACUUGUUCAACGACGACGAUGACAACGUGAAACGAUCGACGUGUGCCUCGAUAAUAAUAUUAAUCAAGGGGAAUCGAUGACGAUUAUAUUCACGAGUUAAAUAAUAAUAAUUUAGUGACAAUGACAACGCGAGGUAGGAACGAUAAAACAUCGAGAGUGUCUACCGUACCCGGUAGAGAAAAUAAAUUAAUAAAUAAAUAAAUAAAUAAAUAAAUAAAUAAAUAUAUAUAUAUAUAUAUAUAUAUAUAUAUAUAUAUAUAUAAACUGAAGAUGUUAAUGUCGUUCGACGAUACGAUGUAAUGAGGAGUUCUCUUUUGUACGAAUUUUUUGAUCGGUUAUAUAACAUUUUCCCCGAGAACAACGACUCAAACACCGUACGAUAUUUCUCAUCGAACGAUUUCGAUGAUUUUCGAUGUUCCUAAAAAAAAGUAACAUCUCUUGUAUUUACAUACGUCGUUUAAAUUAAAUCUCAAGAAUUUUCAUUGGUUAAUACGUUGUUGCUUUAGACUUUGCAAAAGUGCUCAGAGACUCGUUCGAUAUAUCAAAAGAGAUUCAUAUAUUAAAUCUCGUGAUGAGAAUCGUUCAUUCUUCUUUUAGGCAUAAUUUAAGAGUAUCUUUAUACCAUUGCCUGAGGAUUACCGAAUGUCGUUCGAAGAUAACAACAAGGAUGGUACAUGUUUUUUUUUCAAUUUAAGAAAGAAAGAGAAAAAAAAAUUUUUAAAGGAACAAAAAAGAGAAAAAAAAGAUGAUUAGAGAAAAGAAAAAGUUCAAAGGAAAACUUUUCCGAUUUAUUAACGAAAUUUAACAAAGCCAAGAUACGACGUUAAAUACUUUCGAUUAAUCCAACGAAUAUUUCAAUCUUCAUCCCUAAUUGUCGAUUAGAAAUAUACGUGGUAAUUCUAACUUUCUAAUUUUUCAUCGAGUCCUUUAUGAUUGAAUUUUUGCGCUCGUACAAUUUUCCAAUUAACGUUUCUUCUUUUUUAUUUCAUCGAAAUUUUAAAAAUUCAUCGGAACUCCAACUAAUCAUGAAAUAUAUUUCAGAAUUAUUUUCAAUGACUUUUGCCUUAUCGUUCUAUUUAGUUUAUUCUGUUCUACGUUGACAACUCGUGGGAUCAAGAAAAAUUAUUCGUUUGCAUUCGUCCGAAGUCAUUACUUCAAACAUAAUGAAUUUUUAUUGAUUUUACGAACUGUCGCUUGCUCUUCUUGCGUAGUUCACGAUAUACUAAUUUGAACUUAAAUUAAUUAUUAUCGAUUCCAAUCGAAAGAUCACGACAUUCUCAUUGUGAAAAAAUGUGAUAUCGUUGUCAAUAGAAUUGUCAAGAAAAUCUUGACGAACCAAAUGCUUUCUCCCAAAGCGAUUCUCAACGCGAGGCUUCAUCGGAACAAUAAAGAUAUAAGAGAUAAAAUCUUCGUCGAUGUUUCGUAAUAACGAAAGAAAAACAAAAAAGAAAUAAUAAUAAACAAACAAAAUUUUUUUUUUGUAAUUAAAAAAAAAAGAAAAAGAAACGAAAACAAAAAAUUAAAGGAAAUUAAUUAAUUCGAAAGAAAGGAAAAAAAAAAUAUAUAUAUAUAUAUAUGUAUAUUAUAUAUUAAAUAUUAUACAAUAUACAUAUAUAUAUUUUUUUUUCGAUCAUUAGAAAAAAAAAAAAGAUCGACAAUCAUCCGUCCGCAAAAAUUCUCGACACGAUGAUUCUACGAUGUAAAAAGUGUUUGCAUUUUAUUAAUUUUCUUUUUCCUAUUUUUUUUUUCUCUCUCUCUCUCUACACGAGGUAAAAAUAAAAGCAAUUUCGUCGGUCAUCGUCAUCGAGAAAUUUCGCUCUGUUUCUUCUUUUUUUUCUCUCUCUCUUUCUUCUUAUUAUUUUUCGUUUCUUAUUUCUCUCUCUCUCUCUCUCUCUUUUUUUUCUUUUUGUAUCUUUUUUAUUUUUCUCGUUAGCUCGAUCAAACGUAACACGAACGUUGCAAACGCGCGCAAUUCUGGAAUAUCCAUUAUGACAUUUACGACACGCUAGAGUUAGGAGUCGUUUUUAAAUGGAAAAAUAAAAGAAAAAAAAAAAAAAGAAUAAAAAAAAUGCAAAAGAAAUCAAUAAUAAUAUUUAUAUACCACACACGUUGUUUAUAUAUACAUACAUACAUAUACAUAUAUAUAUACAUAUAUAUAUACAUAUGUGUAUAUAUAUAUAUUUAUAUAUAUAUAUAUAUAUAGUACAUACUAAUGUAAGUAGUACUCUCUCUUUACGAAUUGUCAUAAGACACGAUAGAUUUUUACGAUUAAUCUAAUCGUUUCUUUAUUCUUUUCUGUUAUUCCUUUUUUUUUUUUUUAAUCAUCCCCCUUAGUUCUACAUAAACUACUUUGUAAAUAGUUUAACAAGAUUAAUGUAUGUAUUAUUUUUAACGAAGCAAAUUGCAAUUGCUUAAAAUUACGAACGAAAGCAUUCACACGCAAUUAUAAAAGGUGAAUGGUCUUUUUAUUAGAUCACUUCUAUUCAAAAAUUCUACGAACAUUGUUUGUUGUCAUUGCGAAAUAUUUUUCUCCUUUGUUUCUUCUUUUUUAUUUUUUUUUUUUUUUAUUUUUUUUUUUUACUUUUAUUUUGUUUCAGUUCAUCUUAAUUUUUUCCUUUUUCCUUUCUCUCAUCUACUUUUCCAAUCAUAUUUUUCAUCGAAACAUUACGUCGAUGUGUGUUAAAUUGUACUUAAACUCUAUUAAACCUGUCUAUCCUCUCUUUGCAGUGAAUAAAAUGACAACGAAUCACAAGAA
Vespa velutina is the source of this 4100-nucleotide messenger RNA. RefSeq names its product homeobox protein aristaless-like. The transcript is spliced from 3 exons. Gene Ontology annotation, molecular function: DNA-binding transcription factor activity, RNA polymerase II-specific; RNA polymerase II transcription regulatory region sequence-specific DNA binding. The annotation marks the transcript as partial. NCBI's taxonomy places the organism in Eukaryota, Metazoa, Arthropoda, Insecta, Hymenoptera, Vespidae. The record is from RefSeq and is a predicted model, not a curated record. Gene Ontology annotation, biological process: regulation of transcription by RNA polymerase II.